AUAGAACUAACCGGUGCAAAAACAGAUAACAAAAUUUAGUUAUAAUUAGGUCAAUGCAAGUUAUAAAUUUAUAGUGAACAAUAUGAACAUAUUGCGGCAUGCUUUUACUUUGGUGUCUUUGGGCACAUACAAUGUAGGACGCCGCACCAAGAUCCAACAUGUUAGGGGCUUUGUGCUGGGCACUGGGCUUGGCCUGGCUACCUUUGCAUCGGUCACGUACGCACAUGCAGAGGCCGCAAAGGUCAAUCGUGUGUUAAACGUGAGUAAGUUUAUGGCGGAGCCUAUCACAGAUGCAAAACAGCUCCUGGGGGACAAGGAUGACAUGCGCCAUCGCAUGGAGUUGAUGAUCAUGGAUAUUCAGGCCGACUUCUGUCGCGCACUGGAGGCGGAGGAGUUUGGUGGCCAAAAGUUCAAAGUCGACCGUUGGCUGCGGGAGGAAGGCGGUGGUGGUGUGACCUGUGUGUUGCAGGAUGGCGAUGUUUUUGAAAAGGCCGGUGUCAAUGUGUCCGUGGUGACGGGCAUGUUGCCGCCCGCUGCUGUGCAACAGAUGCGCGCCCGUGGCAAGGAACUGACCAUGGGCGUGAAGCUGCCUUUCUUUGCCAGCGGCGUCAGCGCCGUUAUACAUCCACGCAACCCACAUGUCCCCACUAUACAUUUUAACUAUCGUUACUUUGAGGUACAAAUGCCAGAUGGCAAGAAGCAAUGGUGGUUCGGCGGCGGUACGGAUCUAACACCAUACUACCUGGACGAACGAGAUGCGCGUCAUUUUCACAAAACUCUGAAGAGCGCAUGCGAUGAGCACGACACCAGCUACUAUCCCAAGUUCAAGAAGUGGUGCGACGAAUAUUUCCAUAUUAAGCAUCGCAAUGAAUGCCGUGGCGUCGGUGGCAUUUUCUUUGAUGAUGUGGAUGAGCCCAGUCCGAAUGCUUGUUUCGACUUUGUCACCAGCUGUGCUCGUGCCGUUAUACCGUCAUAUAUGCCGCUGGUGCAGAAGAAUAAAAACAUAGAAUAUGGCACCAAUGAGCGCCAAUGGCAACUGUUGCGACGUGGUCGCUAUGUGGAGUUCAAUUUAAUCUAUGAUCGGGGCACCAAGUUCGGCCUGUACACGCCUGGUGCCCGCUAUGAGAGCAUACUCAUGUCAUUACCUCUACACGCCAGAUGGGAGUAUAUGCAUGCGCCCAAGGAGACGUCCAAAGAGGGUGCACUGAUGAAGGUGCUGCAGAAUCCAAAAGAUUGGAUCUAAGUUUGAAUCAAGAGUUUGAAACAUGUAUUUUAUGCUUUGACAUUUUUUAAGGGGAGUAGGGUGCCUUUCAUACAUCUGUAUAAUUUUGUAGACUUUUCUAAGGAUCGACAAUAUUUAUAAACAUUAUGAUAUACAUAUAUUUUGUUAAAGAAUA
This is a messenger RNA of Drosophila busckii, 1397 nucleotides long. RefSeq names its product oxygen-dependent coproporphyrinogen-III oxidase (gene Coprox). Gene Ontology annotation, molecular function: coproporphyrinogen oxidase activity. The transcript has a single exon. The coding region runs from base 83 to 1243 and encodes 386 amino acids. Lineage: Eukaryota; Metazoa; Arthropoda; Insecta; Diptera; Drosophilidae. Gene Ontology annotation, cellular component: cytoplasm; mitochondrial intermembrane space. The record is from RefSeq and is a predicted model, not a curated record.